Messenger RNA from Austrofundulus limnaeus, 3036 nucleotides. RefSeq names its product terminal nucleotidyltransferase 2 (gene tent2). The record is from RefSeq and is a predicted model, not a curated record. Gene Ontology annotation, biological process: RNA 3'-end processing. Bases 114 to 1598 code for a protein of 494 amino acids. NCBI's taxonomy places the organism in Eukaryota, Metazoa, Chordata, Actinopteri, Cyprinodontiformes, Rivulidae. The transcript has 17 exons. Gene Ontology annotation, molecular function: poly(A) RNA polymerase activity.
GUUUGCGUGCAAAUAACUUUUUUUUUUGUUUUGUUUACAUGUGUGGUGAAAGCUAUAGCUUGCUAACAGUAACACCGCCAAGUUGAUGCCGGGGCUUCGUGAGGUAGCGCAGGAUGUUUCAGCCGGACCACGCGACUCCGGGGUCAGCUUAUAAUAGCCUGAAGUCACCACAAGCACCCCUGCAUUAUAACCACCGUCAUUCAGCCCCGGAAGUUGCUAACAGAGCACGGAAACCCAUUCAAACCAAAAUAGGGAACUUAGGCAGAAAGAGAAGCCACCAUGAUCCUGACAUAGGGAGCUUACCUCGUUAUGAAUGGAAGACGCCACCACCCACCCCUACAGUUGUCCCUCCACAAACACCAACUAUCACCAACAGGCUCAAGAGAAAAAAACCCAGCUAUGAUACUCAUGUUGCGAAGCGCCAACACCUUGACUCCUCUCCCCAUCCAUCAACAGCCGCCCCUAAUACUUGGUCCCCUCACCCCCMUCGUUAUCCUGACCCAGCGGAGCCGUCGAGAUCAUUCCUUGAGGGUCUUGUUCACUUUUUUCCCAAUCCACRCUUCUUUACCCCGCCACAGGUCCCAGAAAGCCCCAACGGUCUACAGGUGUUUGAAAAAGACAAGCUGAGUGAUCAGAUGUUGGAGCUGUUUGAGUCAUGCAAGCAGCAGUUUUCAGAUUUGGAACGGAAGGAGGUGUUGCGAAACCACCUGCAACAAGAGAUACAGCAGUUGUAUGCAGUGGCGCGGCUUUACAUGACCGGAUCUUCUAUGAAUGGACUGGGCUGUCGCAGCAGUGAUGCUGAUCUGUGUCUUGUCAUCACGGGGAAUAAAAGGCCUGACCCUAUUUCUGUCCUUAAUCAACUCAAAAGGGCAUUUGGAACCCUCCCCUACAUUGAGGGGAUUCAGCUGAUAAAAGCUAAAGUACCAAUUCUCAGGUUCAGAGAGAAAGGCAGUGAUCUGGAGUUUGAUCUGAAUAUCAACAACACGGUGGGCAUCAGAAACACAUUCCUCCUGAAAAGUUACGCUAAUGCUGAUCGCAGGAUCAGACCCCUGAUCCUUGUCAUAAAGAAAUGGGCACGACAUCAUCAGAUCAACGACGCCAGCAAAGGAACGCUGAGCAGCUACACGCUGGUGCUGAUGGUCCUCCACUACCUCCAGACUCUUCAAGAACCAGUCCUCCCAUCUCUACAAAGGGAUUUCCCACACUGUUUUAAUCCCUCCAUGAACAUCGACAUGGUUCCAGAAGGACCCAAACACAUCCCUCCCUACAUAUCAAGAAACCAGUCCUCUCUGGGAGAGCUGCUGCUGGGUUUCCUCAGAUAUUACACCACACAGUUCAGUUGGGAAAAACAMGUGAUCUCGGUACGAGAGGCCACAGCUUUACCCCGGACCAAUUCUCUAGAGUGGAGAAACAAAUUCAUAUGUGUGGAAGAGCCAUUUGAGAGAAAUAAUGUCGCCCGGGCCGUUCACGAGAAGCUCAAGUUUGAUCUCAUUAAAGCUCAGUUUGCAGAGUCAUGCCGAAGACUGCACGUAAUGAAGGACCUGAAUUCCAUCCUCCCGGUCAAAAUCGUCAUAAGCAAGGAGUUAUCCAGGAGAUAGGAGGUCCCUCCAGGAUCCGUGUGAAGACUCUGGGUUGUGAUGAGAGACCCUCUCACAGAUAAACAGGCUCUUGGACUUCAAACUCGGGACGUUUGGGUCGCUGUCCUUGUUUCUUGUAGCAGAUCUAGUAAAGACGUGUCUCUCAGUGACAAAUGUUUUGGCUGUAUGUGUAAUUUAUGUUGGUGCAGUCCCCCAAGAUGGGAAGAAAAUGUUUAUUAUUUCAGAAAACAGAGAGCUUUGAAAGCAAUAUCCUGUUAACGAUGGUUGGGGAGAGAUGCUGCUCUGAAGCAGGAGAAUGUGCUUUUUUUUAUUGCUGCUACACGACCUUCUUAAUUUAAAUAUCUUCUCACACAUUUAACUGGUUUAAAUGGAACAGAUAGCAUUUAUGUUUAAAAAUCUAAUCUCUGCUUUAUUUAUAUCUGAUCUGAGCCGCAUCAUUUCUCAUCUAUUAUACUGUGGUGUAAAAACUACAGAUUUUUUUUCUUUAUAAUUAAAGCUUCCCUGCUUUUCCGCUGUAUUCAAACUAAGUUUUUCUGAAAUCUGAGCUUGUUUUGUUCAGCUUAAUAAUUUAACUCAAAGACAUCAUUUGUUCAGAUAAUUGCUCUUUGUCUUCAGUGGCAGUCAUUAAUUAGAUUAAUUUCAUCAUUCCCCAAACUCCUUUCUUGUGCUUUGAAGAGUUUGAAAGUUUAUUUUUCUUGCUCUCUUUCCUGGUUUUGUGUAAUUUGAACUAAAGUCUCGACCACGCUAAAGGAGGUGCCAAAACGUGAUUAAAUUAUAAACUUCUGAUUGUCUUUUUGUCUGACCCAUCUGUGUGUUCUCAAUAAUACUUGCUGACACACAGUCAUUGCAUUUUAUUUUUUGAAAGUAAAAAAAGUGGCAUGAACAUCGGUAUACAUAAAUAGUUAAUUUUUCUCUGUCAGCAUGAACAUCUCAAUUUCAUAAAAGUAUUUUGUUUUUCAUUUUUACUUUUUAUGUGUUUGUUCUAGCUCAUUCACAAAAAAAACUCUUGCCAAACACCGGGAUUAAGAAGUAUUUCAAUGAAACCACUUUUUUUACAAGUGUUUCCAGGUUUCAUAUUUUCUAACAUUGACUCAUUAUUUACCAUCACAGAUGUUGACUUAUGCAGCUGUAUCAAAACAUAUUAUUUCUCUACCUGACGAUGUGUAUAUAAAAAACAGGUAUUCUUAAACCGCUUUGCUUCAAUUUAUAUUUAACAAGCUCUGCUCUAAGAAAUAAAAGCAUAUUGUUCCCCUAAACUCAUUUCUGUUUGAUAGAUUUUCAAUUMCCCCCCCCCCCCCAAACUGAAAAGUGUUCCAGACUUUGUUACAUUUAACAACCAAAACAUAUUUAUUAAUAGAUCCACCAGAGGCUCUGAAACUGUUUUAUCACAUAUGGUUGUAUUCUGUAAAUAAUAAAAUCCUUUAAAAUGUUUGGCAAA